AUGAAGCUCAACCUCAAGAACAAGCUGGAUUCCGUCAGGGUUUCAGCUUCGUGGACCACAUCCGGACCGUGUCAUAGAAGGCUGCCGGGGAUACUGCCCUCCUCCUGUCGAACCUUCGUAAACUACGAGAAAGCUUUCGACAGCGUUGAAACGAAUGCAAUACUGUCAACGCUAGUCGAUCAAGGUGCGUCGUUCCACUGUUCCCUCACCAUAGCCACUGGAAAAGGAGUACGGCAGGGCGAUACUAUCUUGCCGAAGCCCUUCGCGGCUGCAUUACAAUGGAUAAUGAAAUCAUUUGAUUGGGAAGAAAGGGGCAUGCGUGUUGAUUUGAAAUUUCUCUCGAACCUUCUUUUUGCGGACGAUAUCGUUCCCUUUACGAGAGCCGAGUAA
Molecule: messenger RNA, 390 nt
Organism: Necator americanus (New World hookworm)
Lineage: Eukaryota; Metazoa; Nematoda; Chromadorea; Rhabditida; Ancylostomatidae
Exons: 1
Coding region: 1-390 (129 amino acids)
Source: RefSeq, a predicted model, not a curated record